Molecule: messenger RNA, 2187 nt
Organism: Rhipicephalus sanguineus (brown dog tick)
Lineage: Eukaryota; Metazoa; Arthropoda; Arachnida; Ixodida; Ixodidae
Exons: 2
Coding region: 1-2187 (728 amino acids)
Source: RefSeq, a predicted model, not a curated record
AUGGCGAGUGGCGAUAACCAAAUGGUGCUUUCGGUGGAGGCUAGUUCGAAAGACUCGUCGAAAGUACACGGCGUUAGCUUGGCGGACCUCGACGAAGUCACGGGCGUCUUCUCGGGCGAAACGAUCGACCACGCGUCGCCUUGCACCGCGACCGAGCUGCGAGCGUGCCACAUCGUUCGGCAGCUGUCGGUGUGGAACGAGGUGCUUUCUCAGGCCAAAAUGGAACUCAGGCAGAGCCCUCGGACGCGUACUGGUAUGACGUUGGUGAGCGUGGACAACCCUUACGUCGUGGACCACUCGCCGUACAUGCUGUACCAGGCGGCCAGCCUGCUGUACCACCUCAUAAAGACGCACCGCUGCGUGACGCACGUCGACGUCACCAUGGGAAGGCUCAACCUCUACGAGCAGCUUCUGUGCGUCGCCCUCUGCGACAACGAGUCUGUGAAAACGCUCAAACUGCGGGACACCUACAAGCGGAGCCUCGGUCCCCACCGGAACUUCUGCGCGGUCAUCCCGACCUUGCGAAACUUGAUACACUUCGAAUGCACCAGCGACGCCGAGUGCCGGCUACUGUUUAUGGAAGUGCUGACGUCGCUUCUGACGACCCGGUCUCUCGAGUCGCUCCACGUUCCCGAGUUGGUUAUGGCGCGCGAGCAGGCCGAGGCGUUCUUGACGGCGGUCACGGCGUGUCCGUCCCUGAAGGAACUGUCGUUCAACUUCGGAGUCGUCACCCACGCCUCGGAAAAAUGCUGCACCGCUUUCGCCGAAUACCUAAAGAGUCGCACUGCCUUGACGAGUCUGACCUUCGCCGGACGGGACGACCUGUACAGCGACGGCGUGCGACUGGUACUGGGAGGAGUCUCGGAAAACAAGACCAUCGUCAGAAUAGAGUUUAGGACAGCGUUGAUGCGGGUUCAGUACGUCCAGGCCGUAGCCGACGUUCUUUCGAGGAACGCGACGCUGCGCGGCGUUCACUUCGUUCCCAGCCGUCCUUAUUACGACAUGGGCGCUCUCGCCUUGCACGCCUGGUUGACGGCUCUGAUCGGGAACGAGACGCUGCAGGACCUUACGCUGCCCUUCUACAUCUGGACGUCGCCUCAGUGGGCUCUUUUCUUCCAAGCGCUCUCAAGGAAACGCCAGCUACGGAAGGUGCUCGUGACCGGAGAUACCGAGGACGCCGUCGCCUUGCGGCAAGUCUGCGAGGCCCUUCGAUCGAGUGGCGCCGAGGAGAAGGUCGUCUUCGGACCGUACUUGGGGGCAUCCUGCUACCAGUACUCUUUCAAUCUUGUCAAGUACAAAUGUUUCCGCGAAGUGCUCGUCACGGAUGCUCACGGCGUCGCUGACGCCCCACCGCUUGGAAAGCUUCUGCACCAGCUGUGCUCGCUGAACCACGUGACGUCCUUGACGGUGCACGUCGACCCCACUACUUGCAGGCACAGCGUGUCGUCCGCGCUUUCCGACUACGUCGGGACGACGACCACGCUCAAGAAGUUGAGACUGAUAUCGCUGUCCUUCGAGCACCCGGACAACCAAUCCGACCUGACUUGGACGGCCGUGGUGGAGUCCUUCUCGAGAAACAGCAGCUUGUCGGAGCUGUGCGUCAGGGUGACCUCCAUCGCCAAGGCGGACUUGGAGCGCUUGGCCGACGUCGUCAAACGCAGCAAGAACAUACGAAGCUUCGCAGUUUCGGUCCGAUCCGCCUGGCACAGUACAGAGUUUCUGAGUCGAUUGUCUCAAGGCAUACACAGCAACUACAGCCUGCUGAGCGUCCAACUUCCCGACUACAUGAACAGGGACUCGUUUGCAGUCUGGGACACGACUCGAAGAAACUUCGGUCUGGUGGCCAGCGCUUCGCAGUUCCUCGCCGGAGCUGAAUGUAACAAGUUCAUUGCGGCGUCUCUGGAGCGGGUGUACCGGCACCGUGCCCUGCUGGAGGAGCUCGCCGAGGUCCAGGGCGUCAGCGUGGACGAAGUCGCGGCUGCACUUCGAGCUCAGGUCAGGGCCUUCGAGGGCGUGCACGACUUCAUGCGACUCGCGGGAGUGGUCAAGGACCGGGUCGCGUGCCACGCCCGGGACGACGGACGCCUGCAGCUCGACGACCUCAACGAGCACUGCUGGAUCGCCAUCAGGGGCUACCUCAUGCUGGACGACGUCGCGUACGAGCGCGUUGAACGAGACGAGGGCUAA